AUGUCAAUCCCUCAACCGAACUUUGAGGUCAUUAAGGCUCCAGAGCUGACCAGCUGGGAGCACGCUGCUCUGAUUGAGUGGCAUCGUGAGUGGGAGCGUUACGACAAUGUUGCUGCAACUGUCAAGGGCUCGGUGAGACGGCAGACGCUUAAUAACCUGGCUAAGUACGUACCCAAGAAGCCUAUUGCAUCGGUAACCGACGCGGACAUCAUGAGUGUUGUCGAAGCACGCUGUCGUACACUCAAAAACGAGUUCGUUCCUGACGUCUCGUCGCUGUUCCGUGCGAACCUAAGGAUGAACAUGACAAUUGAUGACUGCGACGCACGCAUCUUCCGCUACUAUGAAUAUUUUUAUCGGGAUUCGGACGCAGGCUACAAGAGUAGAAUGAAGGCCCGUUGCCGACUACUGGUUGAAAACUUGCAACCCCCAGUCCUCAAGGCUCAGAUCGGUCGCCUUAUCGAUUUAGAGAGGCGUGACUGCAAAUCUGAUGAUGUCGCCCUUUUCGACCUGAUUCUGGAGCAUGUAAAGAUACAACAGCGGUUUCAUCCAAUUUCACAGGAUUAUGCGGGAAAGCAGGAUUCUAAAACUAUCAAGCCAGAAAAGAAACCACGACGUGGUGCUCCGACCAAGCCCACGUCAGCACCCUCGCCGGCGCCCACGACGACCACUACUGCGACGGGACCUUGCCCUACGCGCUCUCCCCCUCGUGAUGGCUGUCUAGGCCGUGAAGAAGUUUCGCGCGGCUAA
Molecule: messenger RNA, 747 nt
Organism: Phytophthora infestans T30-4
Lineage: Eukaryota; Oomycota; Peronosporomycetes; Peronosporales; Peronosporaceae
Exons: 4
Coding region: 1-747 (248 amino acids)
Source: RefSeq, a predicted model, not a curated record